AUGAUCAAGCUCAAGAAUAACGUAAUAUAUAACAAUCCUGGUGAUUCAUUUCUACCGUUAUAUUUAUCCGAAAAUGAGUUGGAUUAUUUUCGUGGAGAAAGAUUCGAGAAGAAGACUAAAUUAGAUUUUCCAACUUCAUUUAACAUUCAAGAGUUUGAUAUAUUUGGCUUUUCUAGUGUUAAAGGCAUAUUUUGUCUGAUUGAAUCUUUAUAUACACAACCUCAAAGAGUUGUAUUGUGGAACCCAACCACCGAAGAAAUCAAGAUCAUUCCUCCCAGCUUGCGUGUGUCACGUCUCAUUGAAUCUUCUCCCCAUGAUGAUGAAUGGCCAGAGUUUUAUGUUCAUGGAUUUGGUUAUGACCAAGUUAACAAUGACUAUAAGGUGGUUCGUUGUGUACAAAUUCCUCUAACUCAUUAUCUACACAUCUUUUGGGAGAUAUAUAGGUUAAGAAAUAAUUGUUGGAGUGAACUUAAAUUUAAGAUGCCUGCUUCUUAUUCGAAUCGUCAGGAUCUCUAUGUUUACACCGACGGAACAUGUCAUUGGUUGUCUGUACGUUAUAAAGGUUAUAAAGAUAGACUAUGUUUAAUAUCAUUUUAUUUAAACAAUGAAGUCUUCAAAAAAACAUAUAUACCUUACAUGGAUGAAACUUUUGAUCGGGAAGGAGAAGGGAUACAACUGAUUGUGUUACAAAAGUUCAUUGGCUUAAUAUCAUAUCAUAAGUCUACGACUACACUUCACAUAUCAAUUUUAGGUGAAAUCGGCGUGAAGAAGUCAUGGACCAAACUUAUUGUUAUUGGGAUGACACCUAGUCUUAUGCAUCCUAUUAGGGCGAAAAAGAAUGAAGAAAUAACAAACAAUAAGCUAACCUGGUUUGACCAUUUAAUUACUCAUAUAUUUGAGAAGCUUGAAGGUAAACAACAUAAUUCUCUAGUAUAA
This is a messenger RNA of Vicia villosa (hairy vetch), 936 nucleotides long. Its product is annotated as F-box protein At4g22390-like. The transcript has a single exon. NCBI's taxonomy places the organism in Eukaryota, Viridiplantae, Streptophyta, Magnoliopsida, Fabales, Fabaceae. Bases 1 to 936 code for a protein of 311 amino acids. The record is from RefSeq and is a predicted model, not a curated record.